Messenger RNA from Penicillium mononematosum, 1140 nucleotides. Its product is annotated as threonine/serine exporter family protein. Gene Ontology annotation, biological process: transmembrane transport. The transcript has a single exon. Bases 1 to 1140 code for a protein of 379 amino acids. The record is from RefSeq and is a predicted model, not a curated record. Lineage: Eukaryota; Fungi; Ascomycota; Eurotiomycetes; Eurotiales; Aspergillaceae. Gene Ontology annotation, molecular function: transmembrane transporter activity.
AUGGUGCAGGGAGUCGACCUUGGUCGCCUUGCUGAUACACACAACGUUUAUAAGAAUGUUGUUCACGAUCUUAUCGGUGUCGAAGAGGCAACCCAGGAACUGGACGAUAUUAUGCAGCGCAAGCCCCGAUUCAACAAAUGGGUCUUGGUCCUGGUGUACGGUCUUGCUAGUGCGACCGUCGGUCCGUUCGCUUUCAAGGCCCGCCCGAUCGAUAUGCCCAUCAUCUUCUGUCUAGGUUGCAUCGUUGGGCUGAUGCAGCACGUUCUCGCGCCACGGUCCACCCUCUACUCCAACGUCUUUGAGGUUACUGCUGCCAUCGUGACUUCCUUCCUCGCCCGCGCAUUUGGCAGCAUCAUGGUCACCCGCAAUGGUACAUCUGAACCACUUUUCUGUUUCUCCGCUAUGGCACAGUCAUCUAUCGCUCUGAUUCUCCCCGGAUUCAUGGUUCUCUGUAGCAGUCUGGAACUGCAGUCUCACCAAAUAAUCGCUGGUUCGAUCCGGAUGGUGUAUGCCAUUAUCUACUCUCUCUUUUUGGGCUAUGGUAUCACAGUGGGGACUACGAUCUACGGGCUGAUGGAUGCCAAUGCAACGUCGGCAUCUACGUGUUCAGGCCUGGAUGUGUACGGAUCGGUUUAUGCACGCACAUUCCCCUUUGUGGCUAUCUACGCUGUUUUCCUGGCCAUUGUGAACCACGGAAAAUGGAAACAGAUGCCCGUCAUGGUCUUCAUCGCUGUGUGCGGCUACGUCGCCAACUAUUUCAGCACCACCAAGCUCGGUCCCCAAUCAGAAGUCGCCAAUACCGUCGGUGCAUUCACUAUUGGUGUGCUAGGCAAUCUGUACAGUCGGGUCUGGCAUGGCCAUGCCGCUACCGCCAUUCUUCCCGGUAUAUUUGUGCUGGUACCCUCUGGCCUUGCUUCUAGUGGGUCUUUAAUUGCAGGCAUUGAGUACGCCAACGAGGUUCGCCAGAACCUCGACAAUAAUGGGACUACUGUGGCUUCUGGUGCUCUCUCUGAAACUUCAGUUGCCAGUCUUGGUUUCGGCAUGAUCCAAGUCGCGAUAGGUAUCACAGUCGGGCUGUUUAUCGCGGCUUUGGUUGUCUACCCCUACGGCAAGAAGCGCACUGGUUUGUUCAGCUUCUAG